AAUUACAAUCACAACUACAGCCACAGCCACUUACUUCAGACAAAAUGGUCUUCCGCUUCGCCAAAACCCUCGACCCCAUAACCCUCUUCCACACGCCGAGCAACAGCGCCAGCAAAAACGCCUACAAAAUCCUGCAGCGCGCGUCGACGCUCGCGCAAUCGCCCGAUGCGCCGGCGGGCGGCCGCGGCGAGUUCCAGCUGGAGGUGACGACGGCGCCGCCGACGACGGACCAGCUGCGCAACAUCCUCGAUUACGUGACGGGCAACCCGGCGGGGGCCGGGGCGCCGGACAAGGGGAUGCGGUAUGGCGUCGGGGAGGUGGUGCGCGGGGCCAAGGAUGCGGAGGAGGCGGUGCGGCGGUUCAAGGCGGAUCCCGAGGGGACGUUUGUGCGGCCGAUUACGGUCGACUGGACGAAUGGUCAGGCGGUUAUUGGGGAUAAUGAGUCGGAGAUCUUGAAGAUGGUGCAGCAACUUAGUGAGAAUUAAGUACCCCAAAAGGACGGUACUACGAAAAGGCCCAAAAAGCUUCUGCAGACCGUUAGGCAUGUAUUUCUACGAUACGCUGUAUCAUACACUUCUCCCCUCCUAUGCACUGGCAAAUACCCGUCCUGCCAUGCUCCAUGCCCAUAGCCAAUGAAAUAUCAUGUCAUACUCGCUCAAUUGAACUCCGACCCGAGACCCAGCUCGUGCU
Messenger RNA from Aspergillus uvarum CBS 121591, 690 nucleotides. RefSeq lists its product as uncharacterized. The transcript has 3 exons. Gene Ontology annotation, cellular component: mitochondrion. Lineage: Eukaryota; Fungi; Ascomycota; Eurotiomycetes; Eurotiales; Aspergillaceae. The coding region runs from base 45 to 485 and encodes 146 amino acids. The record is from RefSeq and is a predicted model, not a curated record. Gene Ontology annotation, molecular function: oxidoreductase activity.